Molecule: messenger RNA, 1071 nt
Organism: Erinaceus europaeus (western European hedgehog)
Lineage: Eukaryota; Metazoa; Chordata; Mammalia; Eulipotyphla; Erinaceidae
Gene: CENATAC
Product: centrosomal AT-AC splicing factor
Exons: 11
Coding region: 40-1059 (339 amino acids)
Source: RefSeq, a predicted model, not a curated record
GGAUCCACCUCCAGUCGCGGAAGUCUUGUCUGCAGCGGGAUGGCGUCGCCUGAACGCUGCCCACUCUGUCGCCAGACCUUCUUUUGCGGUCGCGGACAUGUCUACAGUCGCAAGCACCAGCGGCAGCUGAAGAUGGCUUUGGAACGGCUACUACCUCAGGUGGAGGCUGCCCGCAAGGCCAUCCGAGCCGCCCAGGUGGAGCGUUUCGUGCCGGAGCAUGAGCGCCGCUGCUGGUGCCUCUGCUGCGGCUGUGAGGUGCGCAAACACCUGAGCCAUGGCAACGUCACGGUGCUGCACGGGGGGCUGCUGGAACACCUGGCCAGCCCAGAACACAAGAAAGCAACCAACAGGUUCUGGUGGGAGAACAAGCCGGAGUCACAGAUGAAGGAGAAGUUUCUGAUCUCUCCCAAAGAUUAUGCACGAUUCAAGAAAGCCAUGAUAAAAGGUUUGAAUUCCUAUGAGGAAAAAGAGGACAAAGUGAUCAAAGAAAUGGCUGCUCAGAUCCGAGAGGUGGAGCAGAGCCGGCAAGAGGUGGUUCAUUCUGCCCUAGAGCCUCAGGCAGUGCCAGACCAAGAAGAGGGCUCUUCAGCAUCUGGAAGCUGGAAUGGGACCAAUAGCCAAGUAGCUUCUGUCUCACAGCAGCCCUUGUAUUUAGACCUGCCACCAGCCCCAGAACUUGAUUGGAUGGGGACGGGACAGCCAUUGACAUUCAUUGGUCAUCAGGAUAUACCAGGAGUUGGCAACAUUCACUCAGGUGCCACACCUCCCUGGAUGGUCCAUGAGGAGCACAGCUGUGGGAACCAACAAAUAGGACCCUCCUAUGAAGAAUUUCUCAAAGAAAAAGAAAAACAGAAAUUGAAAAAGCUUCCUGCAGGAAGAGUUGGGGCAAACUUUGAUCACAGCUCCAGUACCAGUGCUGGAUGGCUGCCCUCUUUUGGUCGAGUGUGGAAUAAUGGACGUCGCUGGCAAUCCAGGGAUCAAUUCAAAACAGAAGCUGCAGCAACAAACAGUCACAAUGGAAGAAAAAGGAAAAAAGCUGGUCUCCUGAUAAACCAAUAAAGUUGCACUUGG